ACAGGGCAAACCCACCGUCGAGAAUGAGCAAAAAUUGAAUAAACACUCGUCCCUUCACAGUUCACCCCAUCAUCUCUGCCGAUUAAAAGUUGAAACCUUUUUUUUGAACACCCCUUUUCUCUUCACCCUCGAACGUUCCCUCUCUCUCUCUCCACUUUCCUAGGGUUCCAAAUCCUUCGCUUUAAUGUCCUCCUUCCAAUAAAAACCCUAAAUCUACAAUUUUUUUAUUAAUCGACUGAUUUUUCCGGUCAACUCAAUGGAUUCUUCAACCACCACCACCUCCGGCGCCGGAGAAACCAGCAAUGGCGUCGGUAGUGCUCCAACGCCGAUGUCGAACGUCAAUGGACCGCCGCCAUUUCUGUGCAAAACUUACGACAUGGUGGAUGAUCCGGCAACUGACGCCGUCGUUUCAUGGAGUUGUACUAAUAAUAGCUUCAUCGUUUGGAAUCCUCCUGAGUUUGGUAGAGACCUUUUGCCUAAGUAUUUUAAGCACAAUAACUUCUCCAGCUUUGUUCGUCAGCUUAACACCUAUGGCUUUAGAAAGGUGGAUCCAGACCGUUGGGAAUUUGCAAAUGAGGGAUUCUUAAGGGGCCAGAAACAUCUACUGAAGACUAUAACUCGACGAAAGCCUGCUCAUGGGAAUGUUCAUCAACAGCAACAGCAAGCACAUGCACAGACUUCUUCUGUUGGAGCUUGUGUUGAGGUUGGUAAAUUCGGGCUGGAGGAAGAGGUAGAAAGGCUUAAAAGAGACAAGAAUGUCCUUAUGCAAGAACUUGUUAGAUUGAGACAGCAGCAGCAGGCAACUGACAACCAGUUGCAAACCAUGGUACAGCGUCUGCAGGGAAUGGAGCAGCGGCAGCAGCAAAUGAUGUCAUUUUUGGCAAAAGCUGUUCAAAGUCCUGGGUUCCUGGCUCAAUUUGUACAGCAGCAAACUGAGAGCAGCAAGCGCAUAUCUGAGGCUAACAAAAAACGAAGGCUUAAGCAGGAUGGUGUUUCUGAGAGCGAUAACUCAAACUCUCCUGAUGGACAGAUUGUGAAAUACCAACCCUCAGGGAAUGACUCUGCACAAGCAAUGCUCCGGCAGCUAAGGAAAUUAGACUCAAAUUUGAACAGCAACUCUGAUAGUUUUUACAUUGGUGAUUCAUCUUCUACUAGUGUAAUGGAAAGUAAGACACCAGCAAACCGAGUAUCAGGAGUUACCCUUCAAGAGGUCCCACCAACUUCUGGACCAACUCAUGUGGACCCUACCUCUGAGAUUAAUUCUGGGGGUCCUGGUGCUGUUGUAUCUGAGAUAAAAUCAUCUCGUGUCAUUACCAGUACUGAAAGUUUUUCUACUCCCAAGCUUCCAGAAUUAAGUGGACUGUUAAGACCAGAAAUGUUACCUUCUGCUACUAAUAUGCAGACAAAUGUUGGCAUACCAGAGAUUUCGCCGUUGCCUGACAUUGUGCAGAACUCUGUUGAUACUCCUGAGGGAAAUUAUAUGUUAAGUGAGACAGCAGAUGAUGACUUUAUGGAUCUGAGAGCUGCGACGUUUGAUGGGACAUUUCCAAUUGACAUUGACAAGCUUUCUCCUGAUCCUGAUAUUGACGCUUUGCUUGAUGAGACCUCCUGGGAACAGUUUCUGGACCGUAUCCCUUGUGAAAACAUCGAACUAGAGAUGCCUAACGUUGAAAGUCUGACCGGGGAAACAGAAGUGCAGCCCUUAGAGAAUGGGUGGGACAAGCGUCAAAGAAUGGAUCAACUUACAGAACAAAUGGGUCUUCUGAACUCGGAUAAUAAAUUAGUUUGAUCACAGCCAUCUGUACAGUUAUUUCUCUUACACUCCAAGGCUCUAAAAUACAAGGGAAGGCCGAUAACGACAUAACGUAUGUGUGCUAUUUUUUCUUGAUGAACGUUUUUCUUGUUACUCUUCCAGUUCCAGAGGAAAACAGCAAUAUGUGUCUCACACAGAUAUUUUUUGGGCCUGGCGAUGGAUUCCGACGCAGCAUUCUAUAUCUUACAAGGAGCUAGCCAUCUUGUGAUAUGUUUCUGCGCACUCAAAUGUAUUUAUAUCAACAAAAAUAUGUAGAAAUAGACAAUGAAGCAUUAGGUUUUAUGAAAGAUUUCACUUGAUCUUUGAUGUCAAUUUUGCAAAAUUCUUUUGCUCUUGUUUCCAACUGUGAAUUUGUCGCAUGAGGUAGUUUAUUUUCAGCUAUGAUAUACUGAUGUGUUAGGAUUGCAGUUUAAUCCCUUAAUACCUUGUAUACCAGUACAUAUAACAGCUGGAUUUUCUUUUUAUUUUCAAAUAGAGUUUAUACC
Molecule: messenger RNA, 2298 nt
Organism: Beta vulgaris subsp. vulgaris (sugar beet)
Lineage: Eukaryota; Viridiplantae; Streptophyta; Magnoliopsida; Caryophyllales; Amaranthaceae
Product: heat shock factor protein HSF8
Exons: 3
Coding region: 257-1789 (510 amino acids)
Biological process (GO): regulation of transcription by RNA polymerase II
Cellular component (GO): nucleus
Molecular function (GO): RNA polymerase II cis-regulatory region sequence-specific DNA binding; DNA-binding transcription factor activity
Source: RefSeq, a predicted model, not a curated record